AUGGCGGACGUCAAGUGGAAUCUGAAGGCGGUGGAUGUUAAGCGCGAAGCCAAUGUGCCUUCGGAUAUUCAAAUUUCACGGAAUCAGAAGCCUCGUCCGAUUGCUGAAGUAAGCAUUUUUUUAUUUUUAAUUUAUAAGUUCUAAUUCUUUUUUUUUGACAAAAAAGUUUCAGUACAAUGUUCAAUAUAUUUUUUAGUUGGCCAGAGAUAUUGGAAUCAAGGAUGAAGAACUAGAAGCUUAUGGUGACAAGAAAGCCAAAGUGUCACUAAAUCUACUCAAAAGACUGGACAAGUCUGAAAAUGGCAAGUAUGUUCUAGUAGUUGGUAUGACACCAACACCGUUGGGAGAAGGAAAGAGUACCACCACUAUUGGUCUAGCCCAGUCCCUGUUCUCCCAACAUAGCAACCCCAGUUUCGCUUGUGUACGACAGCCAAGUCAAGGACCAACAUUUGGCAUCAAAGGUGGUGCAGCAGGUGGAGGAUACUCUCAAGUCAUUCCAAUGGAAGAGUUCAACCUUCAUUUGACCGGAGAUAUUCAUGCCAUUACUGCCGCUAACAACUUGUUGGCCGCUGCCAUUGAUGCUCGUAUCUUCCACGAAGCGACACAGGCUGACGAUGCUUUGUUCAACCGGUUGGUACCAAAGAACAAGGAAGGAAAGCGUCUGUUGACUGACAUUCAGAAGCGACGACUACAACGAUUGAAGAUUGAGGUGCCAGAAGACGCGGAGAAGUUGUCGCCAGAAGACAGAAAACGAUUUGCAAGACUUGACAUUGAUCCAGAUACUAUAACUUGGUCGAGAGUCAUUGACACAAGCGACAGAUUCUUGAGAAAGAUUGAAGUUGGUCACGGUCCAACAGAAAAGGGUCACGUUAGGAAGACAGACUUCAGAAUAUCGGUUGGUAGUGAGGUAAGUGUUAUUUGUUUUUGCGUUUUUAGAUUUUUGAAGUUAUCAUAUAUGGUUUAAACAUUGAAACAUCUAACGUUAACAUACUUUACACUACUAAAGUUUUCUGUUUGUAAUUUGUUACUUUUUUCAGCUAAUGGCAAUCUUGGCUUUGAGUUUGAGUUUGGCUGAUAUGAGAGAAAGAAUUGGAAAGAUCGUCGUAGCCACAGACAAGUUUGGUCAACCAGUAACGGCUGACGAUUUUGGUGUUACUGGUGCUAUGACAGUGCUCAUGAAGGAUACUAUCAAACCAACUUUGAUGCAAACAAUUGAAGGAACGCCAGUCUUUGUUCACGCUGGUCCUUUCGCCAAUAUUGCGCAUGGUGCCAGUUCGGUCAUCGCUGACAAACUGGCUUUGAAAUUAGUCGGAAAAGACGGAUACGUGGUGACAGAAGCCGGCUUCGGAUUUGAUAUUGGAGGUGAAAAGUUUUUGGACAUCAAAGCCAGAAGUUCUGGAUUGAUUCCUGACGUUGUGGUUAUUGUAGCUACAGUAAGAGCCUUGAAGAUGCACGGUGGAGGCCCUCCAGUAGGACCUGGCAACUUGCCUGCUGAAUACCGUACACCCAACUUGGAUUUGUUGGAAAAGGGCUGCGAUUCUAAUUUGAAGAAACAGGUAAUUUUGUUUUUUUUUCAUUUUUUAUUGAUUCUAAGAGCAUCUGUAGUAAACUUGCAUGUUUUUUACUUUUAAAAAGAAAUUAUUAUCAAAAAUAAAAAAAAAUAUUUUAGAUUGAAAACAUUAAAAAGUUUGGUCUACCAGUAAUCGUAUGUAUAAAUCAAUUCAGCACCGACUCUCAAAAAGAACUGAAUCUAGUCAAAGAGAAGGCCAGCAGCUUUGGAGCUGUUGGAGUUGUCUCAAAUCAUUGGGCCAAAGGUGGAGAAGGAGCCAAAGACUUGGCACAAGCAGUGAAAGAUUCGGCUAGCCAAAAGAAUGACUUUAAAUUUCUAUACGACUUGAACAAGUCGAUAAAGGAGAAGAUUGAGACUAUUGCUACAGAAAUCUACGGAGCCAAAGAUGUUGAGUACUCUGAGAGCGCGGAGAAGUCGAUUAAACGGUACACAGAGCAAGGUUUUGGCAAUCUGCCGUUGUGUAUGGCCAAAACACAGUUGUCUUUGUCGCAUGAUCCUAGCAAAAAAGGAGCACCGACUGGUAGGUUUUGAAGAAUUGUGUUUUAGUCAAAACUUUUCAAAAAAACUGUUUUAUUUUGCUUAAAAAAUAUUGUUUUUAAACUUUUAAAAACUCAAUUUAUCUUCAGAACGUUUUGUAAAUUUCACAAUUUCAAAAAACUUCGCAAAAUUCAAAAUGUAAUGUCGUAUCCGAUUAUCAAAAACGGCCUUUUCAUUCUAUUUUAAGCCAGUGCACUUUUAAACUUUGCAGCCGGAGGGAAAAUUCUCUGUUUAUGAAACUAAUGUAUGCCAGACAAGAAAUUAAUGUCAUAAAAUUUAAUCUCUCUUUACCACCUAAUCUUUGAUGCACGGCUUCUAAUUACGUUAACAUCUGUUUUUCAAUUACAUACCAAUGAAAAAACUCCGCAGUAAACAAUUGUACUUUGCAUGCAAAGUUUUUAUACGGAAUUCUGAAGACCACCGUCUUUUGUGUAGCACAAAACUCAUUUCCUAUAAAAAUAACACUAGACUAUUUACUGGAUUGUUAAAAUAGCACUAAUUUGUUUUCAUAAUAUACGUAUAUGUAAAUGUACAACAUCACUUCUCAGCCACAGUAGCUUUGAAGGCCAGUUACUGCAAAAAUAGCAAUAGACACAUGAAUAAACUAUUGAUAAUGUUAAAUACAUUUAGGUUUCACUCUACCCAUCAGUGAAGUCAGCAUCUCUGUCGGAGCCGGCUUCAUUUUCCCAUUGUGCGGUGAAAUCAUGACCAUGCCCGGCCUGAACACUCGGCCUUGCUUCUACGACAUCGAUAUCGACCCAGUGACGGAGGUUAUCGACGGAUUAUUCUAG
Messenger RNA from Bursaphelenchus okinawaensis, 2898 nucleotides. The record is from the annotation of a GenBank genome assembly. Lineage: Eukaryota; Metazoa; Nematoda; Chromadorea; Rhabditida; Aphelenchoididae.